AUGGCUGUCAAAAUUCGCAUGCAACCCCUAAGGCCCGAUCGCCCUCCAGCAAAUUCCCCCGAAGUCUACUACGUCCGCACCACUUUCCCUAUCAUCCAUCACUAUACAAUUUCGGGUCCUUUCCACGUUCUCGAGGCCGCAUUGCCCAACCUGCGCCAGCGAAUUUCCGAUUCCUCCCAAGCAAUGACGGCUUUCAACUCCGCCACAAACAACGGCCAUAUGCUCAACCAGUUCUGCCACGUCACAGGGCCCUUGGACGCAGACCCGGCGCAGCACGUCAUGGUCGAGCUGCUGCGCAUGGACGACGCCCAGCUCAAGCGAAGCCUUCCUUGUCCAGUAUACAAUGUCAUCUUUAGCGAGCCCAUCCUCGAUAAUAGCGGCAGGCCUGGCAUCGCCGCGAGCGGAAAUGCGACUCUAAAAGACAUGCAGGUCAUCGGAAGCUAUCUCAGUGUUGACGCCGCAAUUGAGCGUGCAAACGAGGCGCUCAAUGAGAGGGUAUCCGAUUUCCCAGGGGCGCAAGUACUUCCAAUGAGGGCGAUGAGGGAAGAAGAUUUGUACGCUGUGGGCAGUAUCAUGAGGUUCCCUCCUCAUGCGACUCCGAAGUUGGAGAUGGCGGCAACAGUUUGCUAUGAUUCGGGAGUCAUGAGGGACCCUCAGGGGAAUGAGAUGUGA
Diaporthe amygdali is the source of this 672-nucleotide messenger RNA. RefSeq lists its product as uncharacterized. NCBI's taxonomy places the organism in Eukaryota, Fungi, Ascomycota, Sordariomycetes, Diaporthales, Diaporthaceae. The transcript has a single exon. Bases 1 to 672 code for a protein of 223 amino acids. The record is from RefSeq and is a predicted model, not a curated record.